AUGCACAACCCGUUCAAAACCCAAGGUGCCGCACACUACAUAGGAGGCUGCGGCUCUUCAGAUUCGUCUACCAACAAUACCACAUGUUGCAAAGAAGCCUCUUUGUCAAACCCUCCGAACCCAGUCCACAGAUGCUUCGACCCGGACAACGCCAGAGACGUGAUUCCGCUCUCCGCUCCUCCGCACGCUUCCCCAGCGACAAACACACCACAAGAGCCCCUCACCAUUCCCUCAACCAACCCCAAAAUGUCCCCUACUGCAUCCGUGAUAGAACUCCCCUCCACACAUCCUACCACAACUCAGUCGCAAUACCCCUCCGGCUGGCCGCCCGAGACGAUAGCCUCUAUCGAGCGCGCAAAAGCAGCGGAGAAGCACAAGGAAGAAGGUGAGAAAAAUAAGACGAAAGGCGCGACAAGGGUGGGUGCCACGGUGGAGAUUGUGGCGAUUGGGUUGGCGGUGGGACUUGCGAGUUUGCUUGGUUAG
Molecule: messenger RNA, 483 nt
Organism: Macroventuria anomochaeta
Lineage: Eukaryota; Fungi; Ascomycota; Dothideomycetes; Pleosporales; Didymellaceae
Exons: 2
Coding region: 1-483 (160 amino acids)
Source: RefSeq, a predicted model, not a curated record